GGUGGUGCUGUGAGCUGGCGCAGCAAGAAGCAGAAUGAGGUGGGAUUGUCCUCAUGUGAGACUGAGUACAUGGCCUUACACCAUGGGGCCAAGGAAGUAGUGUGGCUAAGGCGUUUGUUGGAGGAGUUGGGAGUUGGUCAGGAGGAGCCGACAGUUGUGUUUUGUGACAAUGAGUCCGCUGUGAAGCUCGCCAAGAAUGCUUGUCUGCAUGGGCUGACAAAACACAUAAGGCCUAAGUGGCAUUGGGUGAGGAGACUCCUUGAUAAGGAGGUGCGGCUGGAGAUAGUGAAGACCCAUCAGCAGGCAGCAGAUAUUUUCACCAAGCGUCUGGCGGAGGCGGAUCAUUGGAAGGGCAUGAAGCUUGCUGGGAUGAGUGUGCAUUGAGUAUGCAUGCUUGAGAUGUGG
Closterium sp. NIES-67 is the source of this 405-nucleotide messenger RNA. The record is from the annotation of a GenBank genome assembly. NCBI's taxonomy places the organism in Eukaryota, Viridiplantae, Streptophyta, Zygnematophyceae, Desmidiales, Closteriaceae.